AUGCCUCACUACACGCUUCCCAUCGAAAGUCAGGCCGGGCGUAAUGAGCUCAAGGACCCUCCGUCAACGAUAUACAAUGUCAGUGAWCCGCCAUACCACGGCCAGCUACCCGCGGACAACAACGCAUAUCGAAGCACGACACGCGACACGGCAAUCGUCAUCGACAAUGGCUCAUCGGAGAUUCGCGCAGGCUGGCAGACAGAUGCURCGCCGCGCCUGCAAUUUCCGCCAUUGAUGGCACGGUACACUGAUCGCAAGCUGAACCGCAAGCUCAUGUUCAUUGGGAGUGAAAUCUACUUUGAUGGUACAGCUCGCGGGCAGGCGAAGAAUGUGUACGAGCCGGGAAGUAAUAUUGUCAACAAUUGGGACGUGCAGGAAGGGAUUCUGGACUACAUUUUCUUGAAGCUGGGUGUUGAUGGAUCGCGUGGUGUCAUUGACCGGCCGGUCGUGAUGACAGAGCCACUGGCAAAUUCGGGAUACACACGUAAGGUGAUGAACGAGAUCAUGUUUGAGCUGUACGGGGUGCCCAGUGUGGCAUAUGGAAUCGAUUCGCUGUUCGGCUACAACUACAAUGGAGGUGACACUGGCUUGGUGGUGUCAAGCGCUAAUAUGAGCACACAUCUCAUCCCUGUAGUAAACAAGCAGCCGCUCAUCAGCCAUGCGACACGUCUGGAUUGGGGAAGAUCCCACUGCGUGGAGUAUCUCCAAAGACUACUAAAAGCCAAGUACCCAGGGCUYCUCACUACUGGCAAGGUGACCGAAACACAGAUUGAGGAUUUGGUGCGGUCACAUUGCUACGUCAGUCAAGACUAUGAUCAGGAAAUGGUGCGUCUGCUCGAUUGGACCGGGCUCGAGGAUCGCGACCAUAUUGUGCAGCUCCCCUUCCAGGAAAAGGAAGUCAUUCAGAAGACCGAGGAGGAAAUUAAGCGUGCAGAGGAGAAGCGAAGAGAGGGCGGACGGAGAUUGCAGGAGCAAGCAGCGAAGAUGCGGUUGGAGAAGCUCGUCAGGAAAGAGCAGGAACUGGAAUACUUCAAGCAAUUGCAGCAGCAGGUCCAAGAAGCAACCACCAAGAAGGAGGUGAGGGCGUUGUUGGAGGAGGAUGAGUUCAAGGAUGAGAAUCAGCUGGAUCGUAAGAUCAAGGAGAUGGAGAAGAGCAUUCGCAAACAGCGAAACAAGGAUGUUGGUGAUCUGGAGGAAGAACCAGAAGAGCCGCCUACCUACCCACUUCUCGACAUGGCAGAUGAGGAUCUGGACGAGGAUCAACUGAAAGCGAAACGCGCUCAACGACUUCUCAAAGCCAAUCACGAUGCUCGUGCUCGAGCAAAGGCCGAGAAGGAAGCCGAAAAGGCUCGCCAGGCUGCGAUUCAACGCAAGGACGACGAGCGCCGCGAGGCAGACUUGGAAGGCUGGGUUGAGGAGCGAAGGGCGGCACGAGCGGCCACCAUCCAGAAGAUCAAGGAGCGCGAUCGCCUGAAAGCUGAUCUGGGAAACCGAAAAUCGCAAGCAUCACAAAUGCGGAUGAAGCACAUUGCGAACCUUGCUUCUGAUAAUCCCAACGGGCGGAAACGAAGGCGAGGCGGUAAUGACGACGACGGCUUCGGAGCCGACGAUGCGGACUGGGCGAUUUACCGUGAGAUUCAGGCUGGCAAAGACGAUGACGAGGAUGAUGAGGAAGAGGAUCUGGGUGCUCAGCUGAAAGGUAUCGAGGCACAAUUGCUGAAACACGACCCCGACUUCACGGAGCAGAGUACACAGGAAGCACAGAAAGAUUGGACGAAGAGUUUGCUGCAUGCAUUCUCAAGAGGACCCUGGCCAUUCGACUCUGAGAGUGCAAAGGAGAGCAGUCAGUUUCAUUUGAAUGUCGAGCGAAUACGAGUGCCAGAGGUGGUCUUCCAGCCAAGCAUCGCGGGCGUGGACCAGGCUGGUAUUGUCGAGAUUGCAGAGGAUAUUGUCAGCCAAAGGCUAGGAGCUCAUCCUGCGAGGGAUGCGAUGCUGAAGGAUGUUUUCAUCACAGGUGGCUACACACUGUUCAAGGGUUUCGAGGAGCGGCUGAGGGAUGAAUUGAGAGCMGUGUUGCCCGCUGAUUUGGAUCUGGGAAUUCGAAGAGCGAGAGACCCAGUGUUGGAUGCAUGGAAGGGCGCAGCGAGAUGGGCGGGAACGGAGCAGAGCCGGCAGAGCUUUGUGACCAAGGAGGAGUACGCAGAGAAGGGUGGAGAAUAUCUCAAGGAACACAAUCUUGGGAACGUUUACUCCUAG
This is a messenger RNA of Ramularia collo-cygni, 2256 nucleotides long. RefSeq names its product probable ARP5-Actin-related protein. Bases 1 to 2256 code for a protein of 751 amino acids. The transcript has a single exon. Gene Ontology annotation, cellular component: Ino80 complex; cytoplasm. NCBI's taxonomy places the organism in Eukaryota, Fungi, Ascomycota, Dothideomycetes, Mycosphaerellales, Mycosphaerellaceae. The record is from RefSeq and is a predicted model, not a curated record. Gene Ontology annotation, biological process: regulation of DNA-templated transcription.